UUCUGUAUCAGGUGGAUUUUUUUACCUUCAUCCUUGAUGAAUCUGCUCCACCGUAACAGUGACGAAGACCUUCUGUGUUUUCUUGGAGCAUGGAUGUGUCUGAAGGGAGACCGGCUGGGCUCUGGUGUUUUUCCAGCUUCAUGUGAAGAACAUAGAUCCGGGCCCUCAGGGGCCCGACACGCUCAGAUGUUGUUUGGUGUCACAACAGUCCCAGUCAGAGGGUGAUGUUGGUUUUUAAAAACUCCAUAAUGUUUCAUGUAAAUAUAGCAGAUCUUGGUUUUCUGACACAUUUUGUUGCUUAAAACUCCCAGAGCGCUGUGGUGACCUUCCUGGGAUGGUUCUGAAGUUCUGAAUCAUAUUUUAAUACAGCGAUGUGAAACCUGUGACUGAAAACAGCCGACAGGAAGGCGGGUCCGGCCAGACACUCCUUCUGGUUCCUGCUGUGUUUGGACAGAUCCGACUGAAGACAAGAACCUGGUCAUGGGGAACAGGACCGUCACCUGUGGGGUUCUGCUGGUGGUUCUGCUGGUGGUUCCAACAGCCACAGGAAGCAGUGCGCAGCUAAACAUUUGUGGCGAGGCGCCUCUCAGCACCAAGGCUGAGGCGAGGAUCGUUGGAGGCCAGGACGCCGCUGCAGGAUCCUGGCCGUGGCAGGUCAGCCUGCACACACGCAGACAUUUCUGCGGAGGAUCUCUGAUCAACGACCAGUGGGUUCUGACCGCUGCUCAGUGUUUCCCCAGCCCAGACGCUUCAGAUGUGAGUGUUUACAUGGGACGGCACACCCAGGAGGGUCCAAAUGCUCACGAGGAGGCCCGCUCGGUGAUGCUGGUCAUCAAACAUCCCAGCUACGAUGACGAGACUAAAGAUGGAGACCUGGCUCUGCUGAAGCUGUCCUCCCCUGUGAACUUCACCGACUACAUCAGGCCGGUCUGCCUGGCAGCAGAAGAAAGCUUCUUCCCAGACGGUCUGAGAGUCUGGGUCACCGGGUGGGGAGACGUCCUGUCUGGAGCUUAUCUUCCAUCUCCUGAGACGCUGCAGGAAGUCAACCUUCCCAUUGUCUCCAACAUCGAGUGUGCUGCAGCGUACGGCUUCAUCACAACCAACAUGAUCUGUGCCGGCCCUAAUUUCAGAGGAAAGGGCUUCUGUGACAAAGACGCCGGCGGUCCAUUGGUGACGCUAGACGGCACCAGGUGGGUUCAGGCCGGAGUGGUGAGCUAUGCGAGGGGCUGUGGUUAUCCAAAGUUCCCAGGAGUCUACACCCGGGUGUCCAAAUACCAGUCCUGGAUCAACAGCCAGAUCCUGAAGGACCAGCCCGGCUACAUCACCUUCUACAGGGCGUCCACCAGAACCGUCCACUCCGCGUCCUCGGCUAUGCUUGUUCUGCCCGUCCUCAUCUUCUCUGUCCUCCAGGACUGAACUGCUGUCUGCAGGGAAAGCUUUGCUCCUGCAGCCAAAAGUUGCAGCUGAUUUAUGUCUAAAGUAGUUUAUUGAGGUUUUCAUUUCAAGCUUUAUUCUGCAGCUCACAGACUAACACUAAAACACACAUG
This is a messenger RNA of Fundulus heteroclitus (mummichog), 1547 nucleotides long. RefSeq names its product tryptase. The record is from RefSeq and is a predicted model, not a curated record. The transcript has 6 exons. Gene Ontology annotation, biological process: proteolysis. NCBI's taxonomy places the organism in Eukaryota, Metazoa, Chordata, Actinopteri, Cyprinodontiformes, Fundulidae. Gene Ontology annotation, molecular function: serine-type endopeptidase activity. Bases 481 to 1416 code for a protein of 311 amino acids.